Molecule: messenger RNA, 2412 nt
Organism: Penicillium atrosanguineum
Lineage: Eukaryota; Fungi; Ascomycota; Eurotiomycetes; Eurotiales; Aspergillaceae
Product: small subunit rRNA maturation protein TSR1
Exons: 2
Coding region: 1-2412 (803 amino acids)
Biological process (GO): maturation of SSU-rRNA from tricistronic rRNA transcript (SSU-rRNA, 5.8S rRNA, LSU-rRNA); endonucleolytic cleavage of tricistronic rRNA transcript (SSU-rRNA, 5.8S rRNA, LSU-rRNA); ribosome biogenesis
Cellular component (GO): nucleus; preribosome, small subunit precursor
Molecular function (GO): U3 snoRNA binding; GTP binding; GTPase activity
Source: RefSeq, a predicted model, not a curated record
AUGGCGCCCAACCCGGUGCACCACCACCGCAACUCUACCAAGGCCGCGAACAAGCCUUUCAAGACCAAGCAUGCCUCUAAGAGUGCUCUAAAGGACCAGCAGAAGGGCAAAAUCGAGACGGAGCGGGGCACUCGCAAAACCCCCCACCAACAGCUCAAGUCAAAACUCGAUCGUCGCAAUCAGGCCCGCCAGAGGCAGCAAUUGAAGCACCAGCUGCGAGUUCAGGAGACCAGCAUUUUCACUGGUCAGAAUGGAGCGCCUCGUCACAUCGCCAUUGUCCCGCUUACCCCCGAUAUUGAUAUUCCCGCUACGAUCCAAGCUUUGAACGAGAGUGUCGAAAUCUCCUGUGCUAUAUCUAUUGAUGGACCUACCCGCGUGCGCGUCGAGCGCUUCCGUCAGAGCUUACUCUAUAUGCCGGCCAAGUAUGACUUGAUGAGUGCUCUGGAUGUGUGCCGUAUGGCCGACUUUGUCGUGUUGGUCGUGUCGUCAGAGACGGAAGUGCAGGAAGAUGGCGAGCUGCUCUUGCGCUCCAUUGAGAGUCAAGGUAUCUCCAACGUUCUCACCGUUGUUCAGGGUCUUGACAAGAUCAACCCCGCCAAGAAGCGUCCUCAAGUGGCUUCUUCGCUUAAGUCUUUCGUCAACCAUUUCUUCCCAGCCGUCGAGAAGGUCAUGUCGCUCGAUUCACGACAGGAAUGCUCCAAUGCCGUCCGUUCUCUUUGCACUGCGACCCCCAAGGGUAUUCGCUGGCGUGACGAGCGUAGCUGGAUGCUUAUUGAGAACGUGCAGUGGCCAGAGUCGAGCGAGGAAGUGCUUGAUGAUGUUGUUAUCACUGGUAUCGUCCGUGGAAAAGGCUUGAAGGCCGACAGAAUUGCACACAUCCCAGGCUGGGGUGACUUCCAGAUCGACUCGAUCACAGCAGCUCCAUUGCCCACUAAGGGCAAGCGUGAUGAUGCGAUGAAUGUGGACGACAGCCAGGCAAGCCAGGUUCUUGAUGGCCCCAGUGCGGACCAGGACGACAUGGCCACUGUUGCGCCCGAGGAGAUCGAAAUGCAGGAUGAUGAUAUGGUUUCCAUGGCCGACACAGAGAAGAAGGGUGUCCUGCUCGACGACCACCACUACUUCUCAGACGAUGACUCUCACAUUCCCGCAACGCCUAAGCGUUUGCCCAAGGGUACCUCAACAUACCAGUCCGCUUGGUAUCUGGAGGAUGUCUCCGAUUCUGGAUCCGAUUUGGAGGAUGACGAUGAGGAGAUGGAGAUGGACACUGCUGGUGCGCCUGAAGAUGGCGUGUUCCCCGACAACGCCGACGCCAUGACAGAAGGUGGUCCCUCCGAGUACCCUCAGUCAGAGAUGUUCCUUGACCCAUCACCCGAGGACGAGGCUCAGGAGCUGGCGGAUUACCGCGCUAGCCGCAAGACUGAGGCCGAAGAAGACCUUGAAUUCCCCGAUGAGAUUGAAUUGCACCCCAACGUGCUCGCUAGAGAGCGUCUCGCUCGUUUCCGUGGUUUGAAGAGCAUGAAGAUCAGUACUUGGGAGACUUCUGAGGACCGACCCUUCGAGCCGGAAGACUGGCGUCGUUUGUUGCAGUUUGGUAACUACAAGAGCAUCAAGAACCGUGUGAUUCGUGAAGCUCUUAUCGGUGGAGUCAACCCUGGUAUCCGUGUCGAUAUCCAUCUUCGUGCAGUUCCCGCUGCUCUCCGCCACAAGGCCCAGCCGCUCUCCCUGUUCUCUCUCCUGCGCCACGAGCACAAGAAUACCGUGGUCAACGUUAACAUGACCUUGAAUGGAAGCGUUGAGAAGCCCCUUAAGGCCAAGGAAGAGCUCGUUGUGCAGUGCGGUGCCCGUCGUAUUGUGGUCAAGCCAGUGUUUUCCUCUGCUGACAACACUCCCAACAACGUGCACAAGUUCGACCGUUACUUGCACCCCGCUCGCAGCGCCAUCGCCACAUGGAUUGGACCCAUGACCUGGGGCGCCGUUCCCAUCCUCGUCUUCCGCAACAAGCAGACGGAAGAGGACCCCGAGAUGCUUGACUCCGCGGACGACAAGCCGGUGCAGGAGCCUAUCGAUAUGAACCGCCUGGAGCUGAUCGGCACCGGUACUGUCGUUGCUCCCGACCCCAAGCGUGUCAUUGCCAAGCGUGCCAUUCUCACCGGUCACCCGUACAAGAUCCACAAGAAGGUCGUUACCGUUCGGUACAUGUUCUUCAACCAGGAGGACGUUGCCUGGUUCAAAGCUCUGCAACUCUGGACUCGCCGUGGUCGCAGUGGUUAUAUCAAGGAGAGUCUUGGUACUCAUGGUUACUUCAAGGCUACCUUUGAUGCCAAGCUUAACCCCCAGGACUCGAUUGGUAUCAGUUUGUACAAGCGUGUCUUCCCUCGUCCUUCGGUGGCUCUCGAGGCUUAUGGCGCAUAG